UUCCAUAUGUUUUUUUGACAUUUCGAUUCUAUUGAUGGUGUAACCAAUUUAUAUCUAAGUUGGUAAAUUUGUAUAAUAAUUAAUUAAAAACACGAUGCUUCUGCUGCGUAGGACUACAUCAUCAAUUAGUAUACGUGUUUUCGGGUCUCGUGUAGCCGGUGCACGCAAUUAUAGUAAAGAUUAUGAUUCGUCGGAUGAUGAGAAAAAACCGAAAUUAAAAAAAGGGAAACAUAAGGCAGAAAAUAAGGUCGAAGACAAGCCUAAAUCUGCGCCAAACAAAUCUGAUGUUGAUGCCAGUGAUGAACCAGCCAUCACGCGCCUUAAUCGCUUGUUGGCCAGUAUGCCGACAGAAGAUACUUACUCGUUAUCAAGUAAGAAAACUAAUGUAACAUUAGCACGCCCCGGAGAGGCACAUAAGAAACGAAAGGAGGCAUCGAAACAAGAAAGUGCAUCAAAAGAUAUUUUUGUUGCUGCCAAACGUGUUGCUUCUUUGGCUAGCGAUGGUGAGCAAAAACAGCAAAUGGAAUCAGAGUUGUUAGCUAAAUUGCUAGGACAUAGUGUACAGGAAACUGGUGCAACCAAUAAUGAUGAACCAAAGAAACCAGCCACAGAUUUGAGUUUAAGCGAACUAAUUGUGGGCAUGAAAAUCGAUCGUUCCCAGCAGCCAAAAGAACAAACUCGUGGGGAAUUUGUCCGCCGUUCUAUUGCAGCCAAAACCCAGCAACAGCGGAAACAAGCGACAAGCGUGCGUAAAGAGGGCCAACGUGAGGCAGCUACUUACACUGGUAGUGUGAACUUAUUUGGAUCCCAGCCAUUGGGUAUUUUUAAAGAUGCAUCUGAAUUGCGUGACGUACCCGACAUGCUGACAACUUGGGCACAUCUGCAGCAAAACGAAUUAAAAUUGCUGACAACACAUCCACCUGCAAAUUAUUUCGAAAAGUUAGUGCUCUGGACGGAGCAGGGAAAAUUAUGGCGCUUCCCAAUCGACAACGAGCAAGAUUUGCGUGAUGAAGUUGAUGUUGACUUCUCCGAACACAUCUUUCUCGAACAGCAUUUGGAAUCCUGGUGUCCUGAAAAAGGUCCAGUUCGUCAUUAUAUGGAGCUAGUGUGUGUUGGUCUUUCGAAAAAUCCGUAUUUGACGGCGAAGGAAAAGAAAGAACAUAUUCUUUGGUAUCGCGACUAUUUCGGAGCGAAAAAGGAUAUACUUAAAGAUUUGAUAAGCCAAGAGAAAAAGCCGAAAGUAGAUGACGAGAAGAAAAAGGUGAAAGCUUAAGAUAACUAUUUGAAUGUACGUUUAUAUGUUGUUAUGCAAGCAAAGGAAGAAAUAUACGGUGUGUUUUAAUCAAAAACAUACAAAAAAUUCG
Molecule: messenger RNA, 1364 nt
Organism: Anastrepha ludens (Mexican fruit fly)
Lineage: Eukaryota; Metazoa; Arthropoda; Insecta; Diptera; Tephritidae
Gene: mRpS31
Product: 28S ribosomal protein S31, mitochondrial
Exons: 3
Coding region: 95-1273 (392 amino acids)
Cellular component (GO): mitochondrial small ribosomal subunit
Molecular function (GO): structural constituent of ribosome
Source: RefSeq, a predicted model, not a curated record